AAAACAAGAAUGCUUGAAUUAAUUAAUAUCAUGUCACAGAUUCUAUGAUAAAACUGUCUGAUAAAUUUGGAUUUUUGACAUUCAGAACCAAUAUUUUAGUUCACUUUAGCGUCUCAUCCUCAACAAUGGACAAGCUGGUUUAUCUUCAUCACUUAUACUUGAGCUGCCUUAGGACAUUUGUAUUUGCAUCAUCUUCCUGUCAUUUUGCAAGUGCAGUAAAGGUUCACACUUUUCCAGUCUGUCAUUACCAGACUGUUAUUGCAACUGACUGGAAAGUCCCACAAAUAUAAGAGGAAUAUAAGAGGAAUCAGUGAAGAUAACUUUUAUCAAAGGAGCAGUUCAUCAAAGACGCAGUUCAUCAAAGUAACGUCUUGGUCUCGUUGACAGGAUUCUUCUGCUUUCCAGAGUGAAGAUGGUGGACUAUGAAGUGACCGUUUCCACUGUUGAUAUCGCCACUGCCACCACUUUUAACAAUGUCUUUAUUAAGCUGGUGGGCACAGAAGGGGAGAGCGAACACACAUGGCUCAUAAGCUUAAAAGGAGCUUUAUCAUUCAUCAGAGGAGCGGUGUCUACAUUUACUGUGUCCUGCCCUGUCUCCAUUGGCAAGCUGGUUCUGAUAGAGCUAAACUUAAAGCAUAUCCCACUGUUCUCAGAAGACUCUUGGUUCCCUGCCAAGGUCGAGGUUAAAUCCCCUGAGGGAGACACCUACAACUUUCCCAUCUACCGCUGGCUCACUGACAGUGAGGUCCACCGCUUCAGAGAGGGAACAGCUCUGAGAGUCUUCGAAGACAGCCAUCAUCUUGGCAGGUACAGCAGGCAGCAGGAACUGACUCAACGUGAGAAAGACUAUCGCUGGGAUAAGUAUGAAGAGGGAAUACCCCACUGCAUGAAGGCAGACAACGCUCAAUCUUUGCCUUGUGAGGUUCGCUUCUCCUUCACCAAGACCACAGAGUUCUUCUUCACUGCAUCAACUGGGCUGACUGAGCUGCAACUUAAAGGACUAUCUAGUUGCAAGAAGAAGUGGACUAAUAUUGACGCUAUCAAUCGGGUUUUCUGCUGCAAACGGACUGAUAUAUCAGAUUAUGUCCAGAAACAUUGGAAGGAGGAUGCCUUUUUCGGCUACCAGUAUCUAAAUGGUGUCAACCCCAUGUUGAUCCGACGUUGUUCAACCCUGCCUGGUAACUUUCCUGUCACUGACGACAUGGUCUUCCUCCGUGGUAAAUGUAGCUUGGCAGAUGAAAUGAAGAAUGGCAACAUAUUCUUGUGUGACUACAAGCAGUUGGAUGGACUGAAAACAAACACCAUCAAUGGGAAGAAGCAGUACUUGAUGGCUCCACUUGUCCUUUUCCACAAAACAUCCGAUGAUAAACUGAUGCCAAUUGCUAUUCAGCUGAAACAGACUCCAGCAGAUGAUAACCCUAUCUUCUUUCCUACUGAUUCUGAGUAUGACUGGUUGAUGGCCAAGAUAUUUGUGAGAAGUGCAGAUUUCCAAGAGCAUCAACUCAAUGUUCAUCUGCUGCGCACUCAUCUGCUGGCUGAAGUGUUUGCAGUUUCACUGCUGCGCAACGUUCCCAUGGUGCAUCCACUGUACAAGCUCCUGGUGCCUCACACUCGCUACACUCUGCAGAUCAACUUUUUAGCUCGAAUUGCUCUAAUAUCCAAGACUGGGGUUUUCACACAGUUUGCAGCCUCUGGUGGAGAGGGUAUGAAGACACUCCUAAAGAGAUCACUGUCCUCAAUGACCUACAGGUCCCUCUGCAUACCUGACGACAUUGCGGAGCGUGGACUGAAGGAUGUGCCAAACUUCCACUACAGGGAUGAUGGACUCAAACUUUGGGAUAUCAUCCAUAGGUUUGUGCAGGGAGUGCUCAGCUUCUACUACAAGAAUGACGCUGAGGUCCAGCAAGAUUCUGAACUGCAGCAGUGGAUUUCAGACAUUUUUGAGCAUGGAUUUCUCACCCAAGCAUGCACAGGAAUUCCACAGAGCUUCACCACUGUGGCUGAAAUGGUCAAGUUUGUCACCAUGGUGAUCUUCACUUGCUCGGGAAAGCACUCAGCUGUGAACACUGGACAGUAUGACUAUGGUGGCUGGAUGCCCAACACUCCCAUCUCCCUGCAACUUCCUCCACCAACCACAAAGGGGACAACAAGUGAGGCCACAAUGCUCCAGACAUUCCCUGAUGUCAACAUAACAGUAAAGGGCAUGUCCACCCUGUGGCUACUUAGCAAGCAGUCCUCUGAUUUUGUGCCUCUUGGCCAGUACCCAGAGGACCAUUUCAGUGAGGAGAUUCCUUGCAAGCGGAUAAAGGAUUUUCAAGGAGAUCUUGAAGUGUUAAGUGCAAUCAUCAAAGCCAGAAACAACAGUCUGGACAUUCCAUACACAUACAUGGAUCCAAAGAUGCUGGAAAACAGCGUGGCCAUUUGAACAUUAGAAGCUGUGAGCUCCUCAGCUGUCGGCCAAAUUCAGCUUCAUACUAAAAACAGAGAGAAAGGGAAGAACUGUAUGUUCUGUUUUAACCAUAGACUGUAUAAAUAAUGGACAUAGCUACCAUGUCUAUGGAGUCUAUAGAGAUUCACUCUGUUGGAGCCAGCCUCAAGUGUCCAUUCGGAGAUAUGGAGAUUUUGACACUCCCACAUUAUCUUAAUUUUUCAGCCUCUGAGGUUGCCGCUUACUUUUAACUGAUAAAUUUCUGCAUGAGGUAGUUGUUUGCUAAGCUGUGAUUUUGAUAUGCCCAGAUUGAAUCUAACUGUGGUAAAAAUGCAUAGUUUUUUUUAAUCCAUAUCCAAAAUCUUCCAAUUAAUUUGUCAAUGAAUAUAUACAAGGCAAAAAAGAAUACAAUUUAAAUUACACAAUUUGAUAGUGCUGCUUUGAGAAGUUUCUUUUAAAUAUAUGUGUCUCUUAUGGGCGAAAUGUCAUAAUUUGCGGUUAUCUGCCCUCACUGGACUAUUUUAUUUUUUCUUUGUCAAAACAAGCAUAAUUGGAUCAAUUAAUAUCAUGUUAUAAUUGC
Messenger RNA from Plectropomus leopardus (leopard coralgrouper), 3008 nucleotides. NCBI's taxonomy places the organism in Eukaryota, Metazoa, Chordata, Actinopteri, Perciformes, Serranidae. The record is from RefSeq and is a predicted model, not a curated record.